CAUCAUUUUUAUUUUAUUGUAUUCUUAUCAUGAACCUUGUCAUCUUGGUCAAUUAAAAAUGUUUGAAGAACCAUAACUAUUCUAAGUGAACAAGUGUGAUUUGGCAAAUCACACAGUGUUUUCUCUGAGUUCAAUUUAAGUCUUGUAGAAUACGAGUCGACCCAAACGCAUCACCGGCUGGCCGUUGCUUUUUGCCGCCCCCUUGCUCGGCCUGAAAGCGAUUCACUCUGAUGACGUCACUUGCAGAGUUGUCAUGGCGUCUUUGGGACCGAAGCUGCUGCUGCAAUUUAGCUAAAAUCUGUCGACAGUCUGUAAAUCGAAAUGGAGAAAAAUGCAACGCUGCAUCGAGACACUGACGGGAGCUCUCUGUGUGCCACGAUCGCGGGAGAGAUGGGCGACGUUACGGCUGUCGGCGGAGUGAAAGGAGCAGCCGAGAAAUGCAAGAAUAGUGAGGCUCCUCUCAGUACUUUGGUUAACGUUAGUUGUAAUAACAGCACCACAAAUGUUGGUGCUCCCACCGCCGUUAAUGUCAUUUCCAGUGCUGGAAAGUCCGACGUGCCAGAAGUGAUCGAAGUCCUCCCGGUGCAGGAGGACAAGAAGAAGGACUCGGCGGCGAGCGGAUCGUGGUCGGGGUCCGGGGAUCAGAUCAGUAACGGGAUGGGGCAUGACUCGGUGCUGGCUGCAGAAGAUAGCGAGGGUGGUGCCUCAAAGUUAGUAAACAACGAAACCGACGGCCCGUCCUCACCUCCCGGUAAGGAGAGCGCGGCGGUGUCGGCUGAGGUUUCGGCUUCUGCAGAAAGUGAGCCGACAAUACUUGCCAAACCCACUCGUCUGUGUCCGGACAAUGCAAUCACAGCGAACGUCAAGUCGGUGCAGUCCGCCGAUCACACCUUGUCGGAGGGAUUGCCGAGUGGGAGUGACCCCGAUCCCAGCCUCGGAGGAGAGUCCCGAAGCAUAGAUUCACUCGAGUCCUUCUCCAACCUCAACUCCUGCCCCAGCUCCGACCUGAACAGCGAGGGGCUGGAGGACACGGGACUGGCCCUGGCCCUGCAGAGCGAGUACGGGGCUGAUGGGACAAAGACUGCGUGCGCUAAGGACCGGGCCGCCGGUCAGUCCAUAUACCACAUCAAGUGGAUCAAGUGGAGGGAGGAGAACACGCCGAUCAUCACCCAGAACGAGAACGGCCCCUGUCCAUUACUGGCAAUUAUGAAUGUGCUCCUGCUUGCAUGGAAGGUUAAGAUGCCGCCCAUGAUGGAAAUCAUAACUGCUGAGCAGCUGAUGGAGUAUCUUGGAGACUACAUUCUGGAAACCAAGCCUAAAGAGAUAUCGGAGGCUCAGCGGCUAAACUACGAGCAGAACAUGAGUGAUGCCAUGGCAGUGUUGCACAAGCUGCAGACGGGCCUGGACGUGAACGUGAAGUUCACAGGGGUGCGAGUCUUCGAGUACACCCCAGAAUGCAUCGUGUUUGAUCUGCUGGACAUCCCUCUCUACCACGGCUGGCUGGUUGACCCCCAGAUGCAUGACAUUGUCAAGGCAGUGGGCAAUUGCAGCUACAACCAGCUGGUGGAGAAGAUAAUAUCCUGCAAACAGUCAGACAACAGUGAGCUGGCAGGGGAAGGCAUCGUAGCAGAGCAGUUCCUGAACAGCACAGCCACACAGCUGACGUACCACGGCUUAUGUGAGCUCACGUCCACUGUACAGGAGGGAGAGCUCUGCGUCUUUUUCAGGAAUAACCACUUCAGCACCAUGAUCAAGUACAAGGGCCAGCUGUACCUCCUGGUUACAGACCAAGGUUUCCUCACAGAGGAGAAGGUCGUCUGGGAGAGUCUGCACAACGUCGACGGAGAUGGAAACUUCUGCGAUUCCGAGUUCCGGUUGCGGCCUCCGUCCGAUCCAGAGACCGUGUACCGAGGCCAGCAGGAUCAGAUAGACCAGGACUAUCUCAUGGCGCUGUCGCUGCAGCAGGAGCAGCAAAGCCAGGACCUGCAGUGGGAACAGCUCCCCGAGGGCAUCAGCGACCUAGAGCUGGCCAAAAAGCUCCAGGAAGAGGAGGACCGACGAGCCUCGCAGUACUACCAGGAGCAAGAGCAGGAGCAGGCGGCGGCAGUAGCGGCUGCAGCAGCAGCAGCAGCACAGGCACAGCAGCGGCAGCAGGAGCUUGCCGACGGAGACGAGGCGGACAGAGGAGGUGCAGGAGCAGGAGGAGCAGCGGCCGGCGCUGGGAUGGCGGCAGCAGCCGGAGCCACACCCAGCCCGGGAAAACAGUCCUCCAGCGGGGAGCGCAAAGCCAAGAAAGAGUCGAAGGAUAAAGACAAAUGUGUUAUUUUGUAACAUAGAGCGUGUCUGUGUGAGUGUGCGUGUGGGUGUUUUGUGCAUUUGCUUAUCUGUGAGAAAGGGGACAGCAUCGGUUUCUCCUCGGACUGGACACACAAACGCGCUGCCCCCAGCCUGACGACAAAAAACAAGGGAAGGAGACCUUCGAGGAGAGGCGCGACGAGACUGACGCAGGAUCUGCUGUUCCCAAACCACUGGUGCCUGCUAUCCUCUCUCCUCAGUGGAACCUGGACAUCAGAGGCAGGGACACUACAACAACAACUACCCCGUAUCUUUCAUAGAGUCGGCCAAACUUUGUUACAAGUUGCACAGUGCACUAUAUUUGUGAUGUGGGGUCAAGUUUAUUCGGGGUGGUAUGUUUUAUAUCAAAAGACAUAAUCUGAAGAAGCAAAAUGUCACCCUCUCACUGCUUUCUUUUCCAAAACCAUUAAUUUCAUCCACUUUUUGUUACUGCAGCUUAUAAGCUUUUUUUUUUUGUAUGUAUCAAUAUUUACAGGACGUAUAUAUAAACAGACCCAGCUGUUGUUUUUAGUUUUUUUUUUUUUUUUUUAAGAUAGAUGCCAAGAUUCACAUUUUAUUUAUGUACGUGUGAGAGAGGUUUUGUUUCUUUGUGUAAGCUGAGAGGGACAUUCUCAUGUUAUUGCCUGUUGGAAAUCAAUGUAACACUAUUUGUGUCCCCUCCGAGACACCGUGAACCUAAAGGUUAAUUAAUGCCAGAUAGCUUCCAGAUACUGUAGCUACCUAACAACACUCAUCACAGCUUGCCCUGUUCAGAUUUGCCUUACCAGAGUAUGGCAGUGUUGUGUUCUGCUCUGUCUGAAUGUGAAUGUGAACGUGUGCGCGUGUGUUUUUAUGUGUAUGGUGUGUACAGUACACGUGUGCUAUGUGGUAUAAUGGUGUGUGGUAUACACGUCUCAUUUACUGAGCAUUGCUGGUGUGACAAGUUUCGAUUUGGAAACGACCCAAACUGUUUUUUUAGUUGAGCAACACAUUCUGGAUUUUAACGUCUUUUUAUGUUUUGAUUCAGACAAAAACACGUUUGGAACGGGCAAAUAGGGAUUCAUAUCGCAGAUUUAAUCGACAAGAAGAGUUUUGUCUGAAUCUGAGGAUUUCCUGGGUGAGACGCGAUUUAGCUUCUGGCAGAUUAGAUAGCAGCCAGUUAAGAGUGUAUGAUAGUUCUGAAAGGCCCUUUUUUUUCUUUCUGAUAGUCUCUGCUCCUGAAGAGGCGCAGUGUGCAUGCAGGCACCAACACGAUCUCCUCGGUUAGGUUCUGGAUAUAGGAGUUCCACUGCGGCCAGGUUUUGAAAGGAAAUGCCACAGAAUUCAGUCAUUUGCAUGUAAGAUUCCUCUAUACUAGGAAAGUUCAAUUAUCUUUAGUGAACGUUUCCUUUUUUAUACAGUCCAAAUCUGUGAGGUCAAGAUCUACACAACAGGAGCUUCGAGUUUCCUGUCUUCUUUUCAUGCUGGGGAAAGUUACAUUCACCCUCGAGGUGGAGAUUCUUCUGUUAGAAGUUCACAAAUGGAGCUCUCCUGGGGUGGAACAGGAUUUACAUUCUGAACGCUGCGAUUCUGUGGUCUCACUUUUUAACUUGUGUGCAUUUCACUGCAGCAAACACAUGAUGUACAUAUUUACCUGAUGCAUUCUUAUAAUGGAUUUAGCUAGCGGUUUGUGCCAUUAUUGUACCAUGGGACUGCCUCUGCAGAAACUUUUCUAUCUAUACAUUCCAAUUGGAUGCCUUGACUCAAGCCUUCUGUUACAGACUGAGGGAGACUGUUGUCAGAGGAGGUCUUUUCGCAGUGCUUGCGAGUUUUGUUCAGUGAGGACAAAUGGAAAGUCAGGACAGGACGAUGACAUAGAGGCAGCGGGCUACCUACUGUGUGGGAACCCUUUCUUGCAGGCUCUUUGUGCGAUGGCUGGAGUUUUGAGCUCCGCGUGUGCUCAACAAGGCUAUGUUUUGUGUAUAUAUAUAUAUAUAUAUAUAUAUGACGCCUUACGACAUUUCAGACCUUAUUUAUAGGACAAAAAGGAAACGUAUUAGCAGAAUGAGACAAUCCAUGCAUUUCUUUUCACAUCAGAAAUACACUUUCUGAAGGGACAUAUCCUCGAGUGUCUUUUAUGUGUCGGCGCAGUUCCUGGGCCUGUAGUCGCUUUUCUCAGUCACAACUUUUAAGCAUCUGUUAUGUGUACACGCAACAGCUAUUUCGACACUUCGAAGGACUCAACACUAUUUAAUUUAAGACCCUCAUUGUUGAACUUCACACUAAAAAGAACAAUGAAUCAAGCUGCUCUUCUUGUGUUAACUACCUGAUGGGAAAUUUAAAAAAAAAAAGAAACUUCCUCGCACACAAGGAACAUUGUUAAUUAUGUACACUUCUCAUUCACUCAGCAUAUUGUUAUGUUUUUUUGUCAUGCAGCUUGAAUAAAUAACGUGUAAUCAUAAGAUGAAGGCAAGAGGUCGGGUGUGGAUGGGGGAGGGGGGUCUGGCAACAUUGAGCUAUUAUUUUUGUCUCCGUUUUUGGGUUUGUUUGUUUGUUUUUUUUGCGAGUAUCACCUCAUUUAUGUCUCAGCCGUCAAAGUGAACAUGCUGAUUAGACAUUCCAGUGGAAGUUUAAGAAAUGAAACUUUACUUAGGGCAGUUUGAGAUGACCUGGAAAAAAUAUUUUGUUUCGUAUGAGUGAAAAAGAGUGGCACAUUAUUAUUAUUAUUAUUAUUAUUAUUAUUAUUAUUAUUAUUUCAGAUUAACUACUGUGCAUUAGCUUGCCAUCCCUCAUCGUUAUUACUCCCAGAACUUUAUAUUUCCGUAAUGUGUUCGUUAUGCCCCUUGUUUCCUAAAGAUGAACUGAUCAGAAGAAUAUUGUGUGUUCAGUGUCUCAAAGUGUUUUUUGUUUUGUUUUGUUUUGUUUUGUUUUGUUUUUCUUGUAUGCCUUGUAAAAGUGACGGUGGGGUAAAUGCUGUUAAAAAAAAAAGGAAAAAAAUGUGUUUUGACAAGGUGGUCGUUGAACAAAUAGUCGUCGUAAUUGGUUUUGCACUGUUACAUUGAUAUGCACUAACAGAAGAGAAACAUACCUCAUUUUAUACAAAACAUAAAAAAGUUGUGCAAGAGUGCUAUUGUUCUUUGGGUACCUUUUAAAAGAAAAAAAAAAACUGGCCAAAAGAAUUAUCUCAAGGGGGUAGCGGUAGCUUAAGCCAGCUAAUAUGAAUUUGUAAAAGUGUGAAAGGGCUGUCGUAAUGUUCUGGCUUAAAUUUGUUUGAAGAAAAAAAAAAAUAACAGUACCACGUCAAUGGAACUUGCUGCAAUUUGAUAUAUUCAGGUUAGUGGUACAUCUAUACCAGACAAAAGGCUACCCAUACAAAGGCCUGAGUACCAGCACACAGCUCACAGAUGGUGACAAAGAUAUGAACUACAACAACGGAACAAUGGGCGUCACUUGAAGCAGUUUUUCUACAAAGUACGGCAGAAAAAUAUGUAGACAACACUGGUACUUGACCCAGUCAGCAAAAAAAAAAACAAAAACAAAUAAAUGGUGUAGGUGCACCCCUAAUUCAGGUUGUUCUUUUUCCAGUCCAUCAUUCAACUACACAACUUUUCAAACAAGACUUUUACGAACACAAAAACAAGGGAACGGCUGCUUAAUAAGGCUUGAGCGUUGUCAUCUAUGUAGCAGAGGGAAAGCAUUUAUUCUUUUUCUGUGAGACACAUCCAGACUGCUGAAGGGAGGUAUUUUUCUUUUAACGCAAUAUCGAACUCCCAGAUUUUACUUUGUGGUGCAUGUAUGGUGUGGACUGAAAAAUUUAGGCUGAGUGACAAAAAAAACAAACAAAAUACUUUGAAUUAUUAACUCCCCGAGAGCAUCAUCUCCACUGUACGGUUCAUUACAUUUAUAAUUCACAUAAAAGAUACGAGCAAGAAGGAAGGAAGGUGUUUGUGAAUACCGGAGGUAACUCAUUUGUGUUGAUUUCAAUGUUCAUCUAUUUACAUAAAUGACCAAAUAAUGUAUGUAGCCUUUCACAUUACAGUCACAUAUUGUAUGUGGUGAGAUAUAUAUAUAUAUAUAACAAAAUGCCUUAUAGACGAGGGACAUUCAACCUGAUUAGAAGUACCAGGAUAAUAAAAGAUUAAGAUCAA
Acanthopagrus latus (yellowfin seabream) is the source of this 6461-nucleotide messenger RNA. RefSeq names its product MINDY lysine 48 deubiquitinase 2 (gene mindy2). The transcript is spliced from 9 exons. Gene Ontology annotation, biological process: protein K48-linked deubiquitination. Bases 322 to 2331 code for a protein of 669 amino acids. The record is from RefSeq and is a predicted model, not a curated record. NCBI's taxonomy places the organism in Eukaryota, Metazoa, Chordata, Actinopteri, Spariformes, Sparidae. Gene Ontology annotation, cellular component: cytosol; cell periphery. Gene Ontology annotation, molecular function: cysteine-type carboxypeptidase activity; cysteine-type deubiquitinase activity; K48-linked deubiquitinase activity.